AUGCUCCUAAGUGCCGCGAUCUACUUCGACGGGUUUCUACCAGCGUCAAAGUCCGAAGUUCGUUUGGAGAGGAUACUCAAAGUGUCUUCAUCAUUGAAGGUCUACCGCUCGGGGUUUCCCAAUGGAUGCCCGGCGCGACAGAUAGCUUCGACCCGCAUUUCACUACCUCCGCUCUUCCCAACUGAUGCGCCCAUAAGAGACCAGCCCCUCAUCCCGCCGCCGCCGUUCCUGGUAGCAGCUGUUGUGGACAAGCUCUGCCAGACCUCAAAGUACGCGACCGUCGUCCGUCUCGUACCCGGCGAAGCAGACGCGUACUGCGCCGAGGAUGUCUUUCGGAAUGGGGGAACCAUCCUAACCUCGGACUCGGACCUGACAAUUCAUGAUCUGAAGUUAGGCGCCGUAACAUUCUUCAGGGAUCUCCACAUCGCUUCCACCGAGGAAGGGGACCAGCUCAUGGGCCCUAAGUUCUCGCCAUCAGAUAUUGCAAGGCGCUUGCAACUUCCCCAAGACCAAGGCAUGCGAAGGUUCGGUUACGAGUUGUCCAAGUCCAGCCGACCAAAGUUCGCCCAGGUUCUUGAAAACUGCAAGGGGGACCUCUUGGAUCCUGAUGAGUUUCGCAGGUUCUGUAUACCAUACGAGACGUUGGAAACAACGGACUGGAGCGAUGUGCCUGUACUUGGCGGUAUCGACAACCCCACCCUCGACGCCAGGCUAUCAGAGGUUGUCUUGCAAUGCCUGAUUCUCGCUUACGCGUUGGAGGAGGACAAGCAAGAUGCAUGUCUUGGCUCCAUCAAGCAAGUCUUUUCUGUCGCGAAAGACUCGAAUCUUGUCCCUUGGGACGUCGUCCAUUUGACAGCGCAGGUCCAGGCGACCCUAUACUCUCUUCGCAUUUUGGCUCAGGUUCUAGACCUAAUGUAUGAGAUAAAGGCAGAGAAGCCUGUUCAAGGCUCGAAGCAGCUGCGCGAGUUGCUGGCGACCUUGCCGCCUCUCGCGGAUUAUCCCUCAGUGAGCGGCACGAUAGCUCUGAUGGCGAGUUUGAAGGACAGCGACGUGCUGGCCAAGGUUGCAACAGCGCUCGAUCUGCCAGAAGAGGCGCUCCUGCCAUCUAAGGAGAGCAAGAGCAAGAGCCAGAAGAAGAAGCGGAAGAAAGCCUCAGAGACGGAGCCUCGGGCAAGGCCAGAGAAGAAGGUGUCGUCGAACCCCUUCGAUAUUUUGGAGACCGAAUAG
Molecule: messenger RNA, 1227 nt
Organism: Colletotrichum higginsianum IMI 349063
Lineage: Eukaryota; Fungi; Ascomycota; Sordariomycetes; Glomerellales; Glomerellaceae
Product: DNA replication initiation factor cdc45
Exons: 2
Coding region: 1-1227 (408 amino acids)
Source: RefSeq, a predicted model, not a curated record